Molecule: messenger RNA, 504 nt
Organism: Drosophila willistoni
Lineage: Eukaryota; Metazoa; Arthropoda; Insecta; Diptera; Drosophilidae
Gene: GatC
Product: glutamyl-tRNA(Gln) amidotransferase subunit C, mitochondrial
Exons: 1
Coding region: 43-504 (153 amino acids)
Biological process (GO): regulation of translational fidelity; glutaminyl-tRNAGln biosynthesis via transamidation; mitochondrial translation
Cellular component (GO): mitochondrion; glutamyl-tRNA(Gln) amidotransferase complex
Molecular function (GO): glutaminyl-tRNA synthase (glutamine-hydrolyzing) activity
Source: RefSeq, a predicted model, not a curated record
CAUUGUUUCUGUUUUGUUUUUCCAACACAAUUUAUAUUCAGAAUGUUGCGAAUUUCUAAUAAAAUACGUUUUUAUUGCAAAAUAGCCGCUAAAAGUGAUUUAAAAUCCAAAUUGGAUUUUACGCAAUUAAGACAUCCCACCAAAGUGCCUCAGCAGCCAGAACCUAAUGCAUUCCCUGACCUAGACAACAACACUGACGACGAUCCAAUUGACUCCAAGACGAUUCAGUUGCUGGAACGUCUCUCUUUGGUGGAUUUGGACAGUGAGGAGGCACUGAAAACUCUAAAGAGUAGCAUACAAUUCGCCAACAGGAUAGUGGACAUUCCCACAGAGAAUGUGCCAGCCCUUUACACUGUACUGGAAAAGCAACAACUUCAAUUACGCAACGACUCAGUCACCGAGGGCAAUUGCCGGCAAGAGAUCCUAAGGAAUGCCAAGAUAACAGAUGAGGAUUACUUUGUCUCACCGCCAGGAAAUAUUCCAUUAGAACAACAAAAUGAAUAA